Loxodonta africana (African savanna elephant) is the source of this 6048-nucleotide messenger RNA. It is a transcript of the gene TNFAIP3, whose product is annotated as TNF alpha induced protein 3. Gene Ontology annotation, cellular component: nucleus; cytoplasm. Gene Ontology annotation, biological process: cell migration; cytoskeleton organization; protein K29-linked deubiquitination. The coding region runs from base 2756 to 5128 and encodes 790 amino acids. The transcript is spliced from 9 exons. Gene Ontology annotation, molecular function: zinc ion binding; DNA binding; cysteine-type deubiquitinase activity. The record is from RefSeq and is a predicted model, not a curated record. NCBI's taxonomy places the organism in Eukaryota, Metazoa, Chordata, Mammalia, Proboscidea, Elephantidae.
UAACCUUUCCAGGGACAGCUUCCAGACAGUGUUCUGUGCAGGAGAGGUGGGGAGGAUGGGUUCUUCUCUGAAAGUUGCAGCAGUGUAAGAAGUACGCUGGAAGAAGUGGGUUGCCCGUCUGUCUUUUGGGGGCCCCAGUUUAGAAGCCAUCUGCAGGCCCCCCGCACCAGUCACUACCCCACAGUCAGACUGUCACUCAGCCCAGGUCGCCCCACAUCCUGCCACCUGGGCUCUCAGGAAAGCAGUGGUAUUAAGUAAGGAAGGAGCUCAGCUCAUUUUGAGACCACUUUGUUUUCAGUUCUCCCUGCCUCUGAUCUUCCUUGGAAAGCUGGUCUGGUCAAGUGUCUCUGGGCAGCAUUUGGGAGAAUUGUUAUUAAUUGAUUAAAGAGCCUGCUGGACUGCAACUCUAAAUGCCCCUGAUUAUUGAGCAGCACAGUUAGUGCACCAUUCUUACUGUCUAAGGUGCUUCUUUAGGUUUUGCAGUUCUUUCUGCAAUGUUUGAAUUUUUUGACAGGUACUUUCCAAAAAUCUGAUGAGAUGUUUGCUGAUAAAUAAUUCAUAAAUUUCCACACUGCAGACAAAAAUGUCUGCCUAGAGUGGAAAAAUAAAACCAGGGGGAGAAGACUUUGAGCAAUAAUAAGUUCUGUAGAAUCUCAUUGCCUGUAGUGACAAAAAUUGGGAAAUUAUCUUCAAAUAAGUCCAAGUGAGGUCACACAAAUGUUAAAAAAAAAAAAGGGUAAUGUUGUAUUCCUUUGACCUAUAAGGAUAUUACAAUCAUAUGACAGAUACUUGUAUUUAUGUGUCUUGCGACAGUUGACAGCUCUCGCUAUUUUAGAUGUUGGCUGAAGGAUCUUUAGGUUCAGAAAAGCAAAAUCGAAGAGUCAGAAAAGCACAAAGAGGCAAUACCUAGCUUGUUUAAAAUCUUACUACUUACUGCUUGCCUGUUUCCAUGGAGAGUAGCAGGCACUGUAGCCACAGGUGUGGUGGCAUCGGACAAGCAAGAGGCAAAUAUUGGAAGACUUAGACGCUAGGCAAGGCUCUGCACUGGGUAGCUGUAGGACCUUGAGCAGCGGGUCCCUCUGCUUCUGUACCUUAGCUGCAGACUAAGGUAGUUGUAUGAUUUCAAAGAGGGGAAUAAGGUCGUAUUUGAUUUUUGGCCCUUGCAUCAAGCGCAGUGCUGCCUUCAGUAGGUACUCACGUAGGAUUUGUUAAAUGUAUGGAUGAAUGAAUGACAUUGUGAAAGAAACUUUUGACAUGCUGCAAGGAGAAUGUGUGUGUGGUAUUUUUGUCCCUUGAUUGCACCCUGCAAUUAUUCUGCCCAGCUCACGUGCAGGGGAUUGCUUACAUGAAAGGAGAGGUCACCAUCUGACCAAGAGAUUGACUCGUCCCAGGCUCCACUUGACAAUCAGAUGAAAAAUCCUGAUCCAAAAAUACCAUCAGAAAACUCCUCAGAAGCAGCCCCUGCCUAGUCCAACGUCUCUUCUUUGAGCGAGCCAUAAGGAUUUAGAAUACCUUGUCAAUAGCUAUGAGGAGCUUGGACCCUUUCAGGAGUGGCCUCCUGAAAACCUACCUAAAAUCUUCUUUUCCCUCUUGUAUGGGUUUAAUGUCUUUCUCAACUGGAGGCUUGUCCUUGCAAAUAGUUUGGGGUUGAGAAUGGGAUGAAUUGCUGCCAGGAAACUUCCUAGGAAAUAUCUUCGUGCUUUGAAGUCAAUUUCUUCAUCUUUUUGGAAAUUAGCAUGUGUAGGAAGGCACCCUGGCCCUCCCCCCAAGCGCUCCACUGGCAAGAUCCAAGUUUCAUGGAUUCAUGUCAUUCCACUCUUUUGCCAUGGGUCGUAGAUGCUGGUCUUUGCCCCUGUUCCCCUUUCACUUGUCUUGUGUGGCCCCCUGGCUGAAAGUUAUUUCCUUGUCUGCCUCUAAACUUUUCAUCUCUUCCCACUAGUUUGAAGAUUUUAGGGUAAAGGAGACAGUGGUAAGUGUAUCUUGAGUGUUGGUUCCUGAAGGACGAGGAUGAAAUUUGGUUGGCCAUCAAAUCAAAAUAAUUGAGCUCCUGUCUGCUUUUGGGAGUGCAGAAUGUAUUUAUUCGAUUAUUGCGCUGGGUCUCUUUAUUAGUCCGGGGUCAUAAAAAUUAGUGGAAAGGCUCUGAAAGACCUCCGACCAUUCUUAAAAAUGGCCGUGCAGCUUGCUGAGAAUAGGCUUUUUCAUUGAUUAUAAAACACUCUGUUUUAAUUCUUCAUAGAUGUUUUUCUUUGGGGCUAAAAAGGAAAUAUUAGCAGCAGCCUAAGUGACAGCAUACAAUGCAGGAUUUUUUACGAACUGUUUACUGUCCUUCCAGUAGAGGGAGGGAAUGUUUACAAGAGAGAAAUCAAGACUUUGUCCAAGAGCAAAGAUUGCUUGGUGGUGGUCUUAGGGGAGAAGCUACAAACUUGUCAGGGCUACGGUGUGCCAGUAACUGGCAUUCGGGACUCCUAAAAUCCAGGGGCUGCCUAGGAGUGGCAUCUGAAUGAAAUGGGAGCUUAAGUCGAUUAGGAGGCACAGUACCCAUCACUGACAGACAGGCUUGGCUCCCUGACAAACAUGGGUUAUUCCCCUCCUCCUCAGUACCCACUCCCCGCCUUCCUUCUCUUGUUUAGACUAAUCUUUAAAAGUGAUGUAACUUAAAACAGUCCAGUGUGAGUUAAUCUUUGGGGCCAGCUAGUAUCUUGGAGUGGAGGUGACUAAGAUCUUUGCCUACAAGAUUAGGGUGUUGUGGAGCACAAUGGCUGAACAACUCCUUCCCCUGGCUUUGUAUUUGAGCAAUAUGCGGAAAGCUGUGAAGAUAAGAGAGAGAACGCCAGAAGAUAUUUUUAAACCUACCAAUGGGAUAAUUCAUCAUUUUAAAACCAUGCACCGAUAUACCCUGGAAAUGUUCAGAACUUGCCAGUUUUGUCCACAGUUUCGAGAGAUCAUCCACAAAGCUCUCAUCGACAGAAACACCCAGGCCUCCCUGGAAAGCCAGAGGAAGCUCAACUGGUGUCGAGAAGUCCGGAAGCUUGUGGCUCUAAAAACCAAUGGGGAUGGGAACUGCCUGAUGCAUGCUGUUUCUCAGUACAUGUGGGGUGUUCAGGACACAGACUUGGUCCUGAGGAAGGCACUCUUCAGCGCUCUCAAGGAAACUGACACGCGCAACUUCAAAUUCCGCUGGCAACUGGAGUCUCUUAAAUCUCAGGAAUUUGUGGAAACGGGGCUCUGCUAUGACACUCGGAACUGGAAUGAUGAAUGGGACAACCUUAUCAAAAUGGCAUCCACAGAUACUCCAGGGGCCCGAGUUGGAUUUCAGUAUCACUCACUGGAAGAAAUACACAUAUUUGUCCUGUGUAACAUUCUCAGGAGGCCAGUCAUUGUCAUUUCAGACAAAAUGCUGAGGAGUUUGGAAUCCGGUUCAAAUUUUGCUCCUGUGAAGGUGGGCGGAAUUUACUUGCCUCUCCAUUGGCCUGCUAAGGAAUGCUACAGAUACCCCAUCGUUCUUGGCUACGACAGCCAACACUUUGUACCCCUGGUGACCCUCAAGGACAGCGGGCCUGAAAUCAGAGCCGUUCCACUUGUUAACAGAGACCGAGGACGAUUCGAAGACUUAAAAGUCCACUUCUUGACAGAUCCUGAAAAUGAGAUGAAGGAAAAGCUAUUAAAAGAGUACUUGAUGGUGAUAGAAAUCCCCGUCCAAGGCUGGGAUGUUGGCACCACGCAUUUGAUUAAUGCUGCAAAGUUGGAUGAAGCUAAUUUACCAAAAGAAAUAAAUCUGGUAGAUGAUUACUUUGAACUCGUUCAGCAUGAGUACAAGAAGUGGCAGGAGAACAACCAGCAGGGACGGAGAGAGGCGCACGCUCCAAAUCCUCUAGAACCUUCCGUGCCCCAGCUUUCUCUCAUGGACGUAAAAUGUGAAACGCCUAACUGUCCUUUCUUCAUGUCCGUGAAUACCCAGCCUUUAUGCCACGAAUGCUCCGAGAGGUGGCAAAAAAAUAAAAAUAAACCCCCAAAGCUGAACUCUAAGCCUGGCCCUGAGGUGCUCCCUGGUAUGGCUCUCGGGGCCCCCAGGGGUGAGGCCUGUGAACCCUUGGUUUGGAUCCCUGAGGAGCCAGCUGGGGGGCCUCACUCAGCCCCACCAACUGCGCCCAGCCUUUUCCUAUUCAGCGAGACCACUGCUAUGAAGUGCAGGACCCCCGGCUGCCCGUUCACACUGAAUGUGCAGCACAAUGGAUUUUGUGAGCGUUGCCACAAUGCCCGGCAACUUAACACCAGCCGUAAUGUGGACUCCACGAGGCAUUUAGAUCCUGGUAAGUGCAGAGCUUGCCUCCAGGAUGCCACGAGGACGUUUAAUGGAAUCUGCAGUACUUGCUUCAAAAGGACUACGACAGAGACCUCCUCUAGCCUCGGCCCUACUGUCCCUUCUUCCUGUCACCAGCGGUCCAAGUCAGAUCCUUCCCAGCUCAUCCAGAGUCUCUCCCCACAUUCUUGCCACAGAGCUGGAAGCGAGGCCCAGGCAGGUUGCCUCUCCCAGGCUGCACGGACUCCUGAGGACAGAACAGGCACAAGCAAGUGCAGAAAAGCUGGCUGCAUGUAUUUUGGGACUCCCGAAAACAAAGGCUUCUGCACACUGUGUUUCAUCGAGUACAAAGAAAACAAAUACUUUGUUGCCGCCUUGGGGAAAGCCAAUUCCACAGCCCCCAGGUUCCAGAAUGCAGUUCCCUGCCUGGGGAGAGAAUGUGGCACCCUCGGAAGCACCAUGUUCGAAGGAUACUGCCAGAAGUGUUUCAUUGAAGCUCAGAAUCAGAGAUUUCAUGAAGCAAAAAGGACUGAAGAGCAACUGAGGUCGAGCCAGCGCCGAGACGUGCUACGUACCACCCAGAGCUCAUCUAGGCCCAAGUGCGCCCGGGCCUCCUGCAAGAACAUUCUGGCCUGCCGCAGUGAGGAACUCUGCAUGGAGUGCCAGCGUCGCAGCCAGCGAACGGUCCCAGCACCCCACCGUGGGGAGCCCGCUCCUGACGAGUCCCCCAAGCAGCGCUGCCGGGCCCCUGCCUGUGAGCACUUCGGCAAUGCCAAGUGCAGUGGCUAUUGCAAUGAGUGCUUUCAGUUCAAGCAGAUGUACGGCUAAGCAGACAUAGGUGGGCCAGCCCCAGCCAAGAAGGGCCGAGAGCCGUUCACCAACAAGGUGCUAUACUCUAAACACUCUGAUGCCACUGGAGGGUCAGUCCCAGCCAUAGUGGGCUCGAGGAUGCCUUUGAGCAGGGACAGGAAAGUUAAGCUUUGCGGUCAUGAUGAUUGGGUUUGGUAACCUGGCAAAAUCCCCAUCUUGCCGUAAAGUUGGGAGGGUGUCAAGAGUCAGCCCAGGACUGCUGCUCCUCUUCUACCAACCGGAAGGCCGGGAGCCUUUAUGGACUUGGAACAUGUGCCAGGACUGGCCGUCGCCCUGCAUCCUGCCCACCAGUACUGCAGUGUCAUCUCGAGAAAGGGAGAAGACACACAGGUCAGGAAAGAGAGCUGAGUCCUCAGGGCACCAAGGCCCUCCAUGAGAAGCUCAAGGAAGCUCAGGGAAAAUGGACGUACUCAGAGAAUGUCAGUGGUUAAUGAUUUUCCCCUGUCUGCCUGGUUCCUUUCCUCUGGACAUGGCAAAAGCAGACUGUCCACGGACUGUGAUUCUGAGGCUGCUGAGACUGAAUAAGUUCACACUGAAGCAAACAACAAGCUGCUCUUACAAUACACACCUUCUAAAGAUCAGAAUAUUUUGACUGGCCGAUGUGUACCUCUUUUGGUUAUUGCUGCCUUCAUUCUAAAGAGGUUAGCUUGACCUGAGGUGUGUGUAGACGUGUGUACAAAUAUAUAAUAUGCCCUUAUGUAUGAGGGGAUUUUUUUUUUUAUUAUGUUGAAAUGCUGCCUUAUCAAAAAUAUUUUAAUAUUUUGUGUGUGUCAAUAUUUUCAUUCUUAAUGUGAAAAAGUGGAAUUAUUUAUACUUAUUAUAGAAAAUAUUUGAAAUUUGCACAUUUAGUUGUUCCUAAUAAAAUACCUUUUACUCUU